AGAAUUGGGACAGAGAUGGACAGUUCAUCACCCUUCUCACAUCAACACAACUUCCUACAAUUUAUUCCAUCACAGGAAGAAAAAUAAUAAAAAAAAUCUAUAAUUUUAUAUUGAUAGAACUCAUUUGAAAUAAUUUCCUGACUUUCGGUUACAUUUUGGAUUAUAAACCUGGAAAUGGAAGACGAAGUGAAAUGGGCCACAGAGCUCAUCGACCAAAAGCUGGAAGAAGAAAAUGAGAUAAUUAAACCUCGUUUUAGGAAGAUUGGAGUGAUCGACAUAGACUGCGGUGACAUUAAUGGAGAGGACAUCAGACCCCUGAUCAAUCGAAAUCUGGCCAACUUGAAGGGUGAAGAUCGAGUGAGAAAGACAUCUGUCGACCUAAGAAAAGAGAUCAUCGACACCGGCGGAAUCGAGAAUUUCAUUGAAAUACGCAAAAGAAGACAGGAGAGGAAGAAAAAGAAGUCCCUGGUGGUGGCACCAGAAGCGGAGCCUGAAGCGGAGGAGAUUACGGAGCCGAUCCUGCCAGAAACAUUCCUGAAGGCCGCGGUUGAAGGCAAGGUGACCAUCAUUGAGAAGUUCUUGGAGGACGGUGGAUCUCCGGACACUUGCGAUGAGUUCCGGAGGACGGCCCUUCACCGAGCGUCACUGGAGGGCCACAUAGAGAUCAUCAAGAAACUCAUCGACAGCGGAGCGUCCGUCAACUUCAGAGACCGGUUGGAUUCCACGGCUAUUUACUGGGCGUGCCGCGGCGGGAAGCUGGACGUUGUGAAGUUUCUUCAGGACCACGGAGCCGAAAUCAACGUGAAAGACAAGGUCCUGAGCACCCCUCUUCAUGUCGCCACUCGCACCGGACAGGCAGACAUUGUGGAACAUCUCAUUGCCACCGGGGUGGAUAUCAACUCCAAGGACAGAGAGGGGGACACGGCUCUGCAUGACGCUGUCAGACUCAACCGCUACAAAAUUAUAAAGAUGCUGAUAAUCUACGGAGCCAACAUGAAGACAAAGAAUGGAGAGGGGAAAACCCCGACAGAGCUGGUGCAGCAGUGGCAGUCGGAUACCCGGGAAGCGUUGGUGAAGCGGGAAAACCACGGCCUGGAGAAGCAAGUGUAAAAGAAGAAACCCGCUGCGCUAUUCACUGCUGAGACGCAGAAAGAGAGAGGCCACGGGUGUGACGAGGAAAUGCUUCUGGAAAUAUUAUUAUUUUGUAUGAUAUAUAGUAUAUACCUGUACAGCCGAGUCUCUUAUAGAAUAAAAGGAUUGUACAGAAGAUGCUCCUUGAUAAAAAUAAAGAUGAAUUGUGUGGCUUGGA
Molecule: messenger RNA, 1309 nt
Organism: Rana temporaria (common frog)
Lineage: Eukaryota; Metazoa; Chordata; Amphibia; Anura; Ranidae
Gene: ANKRD2
Product: ankyrin repeat domain 2
Exons: 9
Coding region: 175-1110 (311 amino acids)
Biological process (GO): regulation of transcription by RNA polymerase II
Cellular component (GO): nucleus
Molecular function (GO): RNA polymerase II-specific DNA-binding transcription factor binding
Source: RefSeq, a predicted model, not a curated record